AUGGAAGAUUGUUCCAAAGAUGUAAUCAACAAUUUACCAGACAAUCUCCUUUGUCAAAUCUUGUCCAAUCUGUCUACAAAAGAAGCUGCUUUGACAUCACUUCUAUCGAAAAGAUGGCGGUACCUCUUUGCUCUGGUAACAGAUCUUGAUUUUGAUAACUUUUCCUCUCUGCAUCCGGAUAAUAUGGUGCAAGAUCAGACAAGUUUUAUAGAUUUUGUUGAUAGAGUGUUGAGACUGCGAGGGAAAGAUCGUGUUAACAAGUUCUCUCUAAAAUGUGGAGAUGGUAUUGAAGAUGAAGAUGUCUUCCCUUGGAUAUUGAAUGUAUUGAGACAUGGUGUAUCAGAUCUUGCUUUACAUGUCUCUCCUGCAUUGGUUUAUUGGUUGCCUUCAAAGGUUUUUACGAGUAAGACACUGGUUAGUCUGAAGAUAGGACCUAAAGAUGGUCCAAGGAUUAAACUUAGAAAUGUUUGUCUUCCGAAGCUUAAAACUUUGAAUCUAGAUUCAGUUGUGUUUGAAGAAGGUGAGAUUGGGUUUGCAAAGCUUCUUUCUGGUUGUCCUAUGCUUGAGGAAUUAGGUUUGCGUAAUCUUGCGUGGAUAUCUUGGGAUUCUUGCUAUGUAGCUUCCAAAAUCCUCAAGAGACUAACGUUAUGUUGUGCAGACUAUGAUGAGAGUCCGAAGAGUGUAUCAUUUGAUACUCCAAGUGUUGUCUAUUUAGAAUAUUCUGAUAAUAUUGCGCACUGGUAUCCAAAAGUGAAGUUUAAGUCGCUGGUUAAAGCUAGUAUCGAUAUUCGGAUGACGAACUAUCAGAAAGAAAAUAUGAGACAUGUAUUGGAUGAUGAUGAGGAAACAGAAAUGGUUGGUAAUGUAACAAUGUUUCUUAUGGGAAUAUGCAAUGUGAAGACACUUUUCUUAUCUUAUGACACUCUUGAGAUACUAAAUUUUUCCAACAGCGCGGUAUUCAACAACUUGACUCAUCUAACUAUAGAGAGUAAUCCGGAAGUAGGAUGGGAUUCAUUGCCAGAUCUUCUCAAGAAUUGUCCUAACCUUGAAACCCUUGUCUUCAAGGGACUCAUUCACAAAGCUACAAAUAGAUGUGGGGAUGUGUGUUUGUGCCAAGGUUUGGAGAAACUUCCUUCUUCCCUAUCACAAUGUCCGGUGAAGUUUCUAACGAUUCUGAAAUUUGGAGAAACCGAAACCGAUGAUGAUGAUUACGAAGUUGACAUGGAGAAGGAGAUGGAGAAGAUCAAGCAUUUCUUGGAGGAAAUGCCGAAUCUUGAACAAUUGAUAAUAUACUAUAACACAUCAAUUGAUGAUCAUUUGGUUGAAGUAUCAAACAAACUUCAGAUGCAUCUUGGAGUAGGUUUGCUCAAAUGCAAGAUCCAAUUAAUCUCUGAUAACAUGAGCUUAUCAAUUACUUUGCCAAUUCCUUACUGA
Arabis nemorensis is the source of this 1434-nucleotide messenger RNA. The record is from the annotation of a GenBank genome assembly. Lineage: Eukaryota; Viridiplantae; Streptophyta; Magnoliopsida; Brassicales; Brassicaceae.